This is a messenger RNA of Indicator indicator, 1620 nucleotides long. It is a transcript of the gene NEMP1, whose product is annotated as nuclear envelope integral membrane protein 1. The coding region runs from base 1 to 1620 and encodes 539 amino acids. The record is from RefSeq and is a predicted model, not a curated record. Lineage: Eukaryota; Metazoa; Chordata; Aves; Piciformes; Indicatoridae. Gene Ontology annotation, cellular component: nuclear envelope. The transcript has 10 exons.
AUGCUGAAUCUGCCCCCCACAACGCUGCUAGGAGUCGCCCCGGUCCCACGGAACGCGGUCCGGGUUGCCUCCCGCGGGCACGUUGGGGCUCGGCGGCUCGGCCGGUUGACACCCUGUCAGUCAACGCUGCAGGCAGCGGUUGGACGCCAGAGAGGCCACGGCAGCCUUCUGAUUGGUCAGCGCCUUCUGAGUGUCAGCGCGCCGCGAGCCCCUGCGGCCGUUGGCAGGGCGGAAGCGGAAAUCGGUGGCGUGGCCGCGGCGGGAGGAAUGAAACCGGGUCCGGGCCGGCCGCGGCGGUUCUUGGGAGUAUUGAUGGUGUUCAUACUGCCUCCGGUGCUGCUGGGGGGCGCUGGUGCGACGUCACCGGGCGAGGAACGGCGCGGCGGCGACAACAACGACGGUGCCGAGGAUCGCAUCGUACUGCUCUAUGAGGGCUUCCUGUCCCAGUACCAGGCCCCCCGCCGCUUCUGUUACACCAACACCCGCGUCCCACAGUGGCACGAGAUAUGGACACGGACACAGAUCCGGGUCAACAGCAGCCGGAUGAUCCGAGUCACCCAGGUGGACAGCGAGGAGGAGCUGGAGGAUUUCAGCCUGUGGAGUGUCCUCUUCUCCUUUCUGAAGGAGAAGCUGAAUGACACCAGCAUCGAUGUAGAUCUCUACAGCAACAAAACCUGCCUGAAGGUCGACCUGCUGGACACCAACACCGAGUACUGCGUUGUCCUCUUCCGACGUUUUGACCCUAAGCUGUUCCUGGUUUCCUUCCUGGGCUUGUUGUUGUUCUUCUGUGGGGACAUGCUGAGCAGGAGCCAGCUCUUCUACUACUCAGCUGGGAUUAGCUUUGGCUUGCUGGCCUCACUGCUGGUCCUUGUCUAUGUGAUGUCCAAGGUCAUGCCCAAGAAAAGUCCUGUUUACCUCCUGCUGGUGGGAGGUUGGUCCUUUUCCCUCUACCUGCUCCAGCUGAUCUUCAAGAACCUGCGGGAGAUCUGCAAGUCCUACUGGCAGUAUCUCCUGGGCUACCUGCUGCUGGUGGGCUUGGUGAGCUUUGGGGUCUGCUACCGGUACGGCCCCCUGGAGAACGAGCGCAGCAUCAACCUCCUGUCCUGGGCCCUGCAGCUGCUGGGGCUGCUGCUGCUCUACUCAGGCAUCCAGAUCCACCCCAUUGCCUUGGCCCUGGUGGUUGUUGCCAUCUGCACCAAGAAUGUGGACUACCCUCUGCGCUGGGCCUUUGCUGUCUACAGGAGAGUGCAGAGUGCCAGGCAGGGCCCGAGCCCCCCUCGCCUACUGACAGAGGAGGAGUACAGGCUGCAGGGGGAGGUGGAGACUCGCAGGGCCCUGGAGGAGCUUCGCAACGACUGCAAAAGCCCCAAGAUCUCUGCCUGGUCUGUGGUGUCUCGCAUCCAGUCCCCCAAGAGGUUUGCUGAGUUUGUGGAUGGUGCCAGUCAUGUCACCCCCAGUGAGGUCUCUCUCCACGAGCAGGAGUAUGGCCUGGGUGGCAUUUUCCUGGAGGAUCAACUCUUUGAGGAGGAUGGAGAGGAAGAGGAGGAGAAGGGAGAUGACUUCUUGGACAGGAAUCACACAAGUUAUUCCCUGGCCCACAACCACGUGGGUGCUGCAUGA